Messenger RNA from Fusarium oxysporum Fo47, 539 nucleotides. RefSeq names its product nuclear transport factor 2 family protein. NCBI's taxonomy places the organism in Eukaryota, Fungi, Ascomycota, Sordariomycetes, Hypocreales, Nectriaceae. The coding region runs from base 69 to 512 and encodes 147 amino acids. The transcript is spliced from 3 exons. The record is from RefSeq and is a predicted model, not a curated record.
CUGCAACGCACAAGCUUUGAGACAGCGCAAUUCAGAAUCAUCACAAGAUCAGAAAAGAAACCGCAAAAAUGGAACAGUCGUAUUCUGUGCAGAGUCCCUCGGAUCAAUCGGUUCAACCGCACGUUAUCCAGUUCCUCCAGGCCUUUUAUGCCGUUUCCGACACUCCCGGGGAGACGGACAAGUAUGUAGACAUGUUUGCCAAGGACGCGACGUUUGUACUCGCAUCAAAGAAGGCGUCAGGUCACGCUGAAAUCACUACUUUGAGACAAGGAAUGUGGGAGGCUGUUGCGUCGCGGAAGCACACUCUCAGCAAGGUGUACCCGUUUGGCGCUGGUUCAGACGAGGUCAUGCUCCAUGGUUCAGUGGCUUUGCAACUGAAGAAUGGCGGCUCGGCAGAGAUUGAGUGGGCUGGGAGGGCCGAGCUGGAGAAGACGGCUGCUGACGGGAAGUAUCGGCUCAAGUUUUACCAGGUGUAUUUGGAUACUGGAGCUGCCGCAGCAUACAAGAAAUAGACUUAAUAGAAUACUGUUCAACGAUGA